UAAAAAAUAACGACAAAAAGACCAAACAGGAGUUCGAGUUCUCCACCGCCUGAAUUUCUUUCUGUAUCUUUUGUCAUUUCUCCUCUAGUCUAAUUAACCCCGAACGCUCCGGAGCAAGGGAGAAAAUGGCCGGGCAAGGUGGGUAUGGAUCCGGGUCGGGUCAGAGAACCUACGUGGUUGACCGGAGGACAGAAAUCGUGAGCGGUAAAGGCUACGGCGUUGGAGGAAGUAAUCAGAUCUACGGGACUCAAGAUUUUCCUCCGUCUUUGCAGACUCCGCCGGGGGAAGUGGCGGCGCGUAGGAGCAAUGCAUCGUCGACGAGGCCGUCUUGGGGUGUAAACGAUGCAGAGAUGAAGAGGAAGAAGAGAAUCGCGAGGUAUAAAGCAUAUACGGUGGAAGGAAAAGUUAAAUCGACUUUCAAGAAUGGAUUCCGAUGGAUUAAGAAUAAGUGUCGUCAGAUUGUUCAUGGUUUUUGACUUUGCUUUGUAUUCAUUUUUUUUUCUCGGCGAGUUUUGUUGAAGGCUGCCUCUCCCCUCCGUGCAUGCGGUGGUGGUUGCCGGCUUUUUAAGAAUAUGAAUAGUGUUGCUCUGUUUUGCGUUCUGAUAUGGGACUUUAAUUUGAUUUUA
Brassica oleracea var. oleracea is the source of this 626-nucleotide messenger RNA. RefSeq lists its product as uncharacterized. The record is from RefSeq and is a predicted model, not a curated record. Lineage: Eukaryota; Viridiplantae; Streptophyta; Magnoliopsida; Brassicales; Brassicaceae. The coding region runs from base 126 to 476 and encodes 116 amino acids. The transcript has a single exon.